ACAGAUAAUAGACCUUCUCUCCCACACCCUUUAAAAUUCUCUCCUCUCGCCCUCCUCUUCGUUCUUGCUCUCAUCUCUCUCUUUGUGUCUGUAAUCCUUAUUCGUUCGUGUUAGAUUUGAUUUUAUGGACAAAGGAUGGGGUCUAACCCUUGAAUCCGACUCCCUCGGCUUCUUCCUCAACAAACCUCCUCCUGGUGCUGCCGCCCCUCCUCCUCUGAACAAGAGAACCAAUCUGUUUGGUGAUAGGAUGUUUUCCGGUAUUGAAUUCCCGGUUAAGACGAGACCGGCCGAUGAGAACCGCACGGCCGAGGUCGACUUCUUCUCUGACAAGAAGAACAAGAGUGAUGAUGAUCAUGGGUUGAAAUCCAACAACACGAGUGUCAGUGUCAAGAAGGAGAACUGGUCUGGUUUGGAUGCUGUAAACACCGGCCUGCACCUUGUUACUGCAAACGCUGGAAGUGAUCAAUCGACGGUGGAUGAUGGGGUGUCAUCUGAUCCGGCGGAUAGUAAAAGAGCAAAGAAUCAUGAGCUGGCACUGUUACAAGUUGAGCUCCAACGUAUGAAUGCUGAGAAUCAGAGACUGAAGGAAAUGCUUGGUCAAGUUACCAACAACUACACAGCUUUACAGACGCAUCUUGUGGCAGUAAUGCAUCAACAGCAGCAAAACCAAGCCGCAGCUGAUCAAACCUCACAGGAUCGUGAUCAGAAUGAAGAAAAGUCUGAAGAGAAGAGACAUGAGAUUGGAUCAUCAGGAGCAACAGUACCAAGGCAGUUUCUGAAUUUGGGUCCAAGGGAAGAAACAAAGACUGAGAAUGAGGUUUCGAAUUCUUCAUCCGAAGCCAGAACUCGAUCAGAUUCACCUCAGAACAAUGUUAGUGCUAAUGGCAAAAGGGUUGGUAGGGAAGAGAGUCCUGAAUCUGAAACACAAGGAUGGGUGCCUAACAAGGUCGCCAAGCCCGAUUCCCCACCUAAGCCUAUUGAUCAGGCCACUGAGGCCACCAUGAGAAAAGCUCGCGUCUCAGUUCGAGCCCGAUCAGAAGCACCUAUGAUCACUGAUGGCUGUCAAUGGCGAAAGUACGGACAAAAGAUGGCCAAAGGAAACCCAUGUCCUCGUGCUUAUUAUCGAUGUACCAUGGCCGUAGGUUGUCCAGUUCGCAAACAGGUACAACGUUGCGCUGAUGACAGAACCAUAUUGAUCACAACUUACGAAGGCAACCACAACCACCCGCUGCCCCCAGCGGCGAUGGCCAUGGCGUCCACCACCACGGCAGCGGCUAGCAUGUUACUUUCGGGGUCCAUGUCAAGUGCCGACGGCAUAAUGAACCCGAACAAUUUGCUAGCGCGUGCCAUUCUUCCAUGCUCAUCAAGUGUAGCAACAAUCUCAGCCUCAGCUCCAUUCCCUACUGUCACAUUAGACCUCACCACCAGUCCACCGUUACAGUUCCAAAGACCGCAACAAGGCCAGUUCCAGAUGCCUUUCCCAGGACAGCCCCAGAACUUUGGAUCAUCUGGCUCAAGCCCUCAACUGCCCCAAGCAUUCGGACAAGCCCUAUACAACCAGUCUAAAUUUUCCGGGCUUCAACUCUCCCAGGAACUAUUAGCGCACCAAGCACAACAACAACAACAGCAAAGCCAAACAUCCUCAUUUGCUGACACAGUGAGUGCUGCCACUGCUGCCAUCACCGCUGAUCCGACCUUCACUGCCGCCCUAGCCGCUGCUAUCACCUCCAUUAUCGGCGGAUCGUCUCAUCCCAACAACAACAACAACAAUUCCACAACCUCAAACAACAGCAAUGGCGCCAACAACAACAAUAAAAUCAACAGCUUCCCGGGAAAGUAAAUUAGAACUAGCGAGGGAUUUGUUUGUUCUUUGUUUCUUUUUGUUCAAAGUACGUACGUGUCAGUCAGGUUCUUUGGGGGAUCGGAGAAGGAGUUAACAUGUUGAUACCGUUUGUUCUUUCUUGUGGGGAGGUUUAGAUCGAUCACCACACCUCCAUUUUUUCUUAUUUCGUUUUGUUUUGAAUAAUUUGAUUCAAAUUUUUCAGUAAAUACACACACAGAAAGAGAAGAAUUAGCUUACAUAAC
Molecule: messenger RNA, 2085 nt
Organism: Fragaria vesca subsp. vesca
Lineage: Eukaryota; Viridiplantae; Streptophyta; Magnoliopsida; Rosales; Rosaceae
Product: WRKY transcription factor 6-like
Exons: 6
Coding region: 125-1840 (571 amino acids)
Biological process (GO): regulation of DNA-templated transcription
Molecular function (GO): sequence-specific DNA binding; DNA-binding transcription factor activity
Source: RefSeq, a predicted model, not a curated record